Messenger RNA from Varroa destructor (honeybee mite), 2822 nucleotides. RefSeq lists its product as uncharacterized. The record is from RefSeq and is a predicted model, not a curated record. Lineage: Eukaryota; Metazoa; Arthropoda; Arachnida; Mesostigmata; Varroidae.
AGAUCACGCCGCCGUUAUAGCAGCUAUUGCCUGCUGCUUAUGUUGCCGGACCGCGGUUCGUCCCUUGGACAUGAGCUGUUGUGAGCUGCAUUUACAGACAGUUAUAUGGACACGCUGAUCCGCGCACAUCCCAUGACAGUGCGGCGAUAUAGAAAGAUAGAGGGGCGUUCGAACGGAGCCAUAUUGGCGGAAAGGGGCAGUUCAACUCGCGCCGGCUUUCACUUGCUCUUUACGUUGGCAGGUUAAAACCACGGGCAGUGACGCGCACCGUUAUAGUUCUGCACACGGCAAAACCGCUCCGAACCACGUUUAACCGAUAAAAACAACCAAGUCAAAUAGCAGAUUGAAUGGAUUGAUCACAGGUGCAUGCGACCUCAAACUCAGGCGUGUCUAUCUGCUUUGAGCUAUUGUUAAUGAUAGGGGCCAUUACAUAGAGAAAUUACCAAGUAGACGAGUGCACGCGAAAAUUAAGGGCAACAAUAUUCGAAAACCGACAGCAACUCGUGUGUAUGCCAGUGACGUUCGCAUGUACGUGACAGUAUCAUAGUCGAAAAGGAAACUGUUUCGUAGUGAAGCCCUUCUUUGGAGUACCAUCGAGUCAGUGCUUUGUGUAGCAGAAGCUGCUGUGUAGUAGAAACACAUUAACGGCCAUUGAGUGCUCUGUCGGGAAACAUGCUGUGUCGUUUCAUAGCACCGCUCUUGCAGCUCUUAGUGGAGGUCCUUGCUAAAACGUACCUAACGCAGCACCCUGUGCUCGCAGGCCAUUAUGAGCCAGAAGUGGUAAAAGUGGUUCACAAAGUUGUACCGGUAUUUCAUCCAAUUCCCGUACCGAAACCUUAUCCGGUACACAAGGUUGUGCCAGUUCCCCAUAUCAUCAGAGUGCCUCACCCAGUCGCGGUACCGUACAAAAUGCCCGUCGUCAAAAAAAUACCGAAAAUAGUACAUAUGCCCAAGGUUGUCUACAUCCCGAAACCCUUCCCGGUCCCGCAUCACGUCCUGCUUCCGGUUCAUGUUCCAGUAUACAAAGACGUACCUGUGCCAAUUUACAAACAUGUUCCUGUGCCAGUUACCAAGCACGUUCCCGUUCCCGUCAAGGUGCCUAAAUAUGUGCUGGUCCCGAUCCACAAGGUCAUUCAUGUUCCUCAGCCUGUUGCAGUUCCCGUGAAGGUCCCUGUCUUCAAAGAGAUUGUUGUUAAAAAGCCUGUCGAGGUUUCAGUCCCCGUCUAUAUUAAGAAGCACAAAUAUCAAAGUCAUGGAUAUAGUGGCUAUGGUGACAAUCACCAAUGGUAAAACCGGACUGUAACCCGGGUAGCUAAGUAUUGGUAACACACGAAUACACAGACCUCGCUGGUACAUUAUCGCUCAACUAUUGAAUAAACAACAGCGAUAACACGGCUAAACGGGCGACCUCCUUUGAUAUUUUGUAAUUAAUAAAGAUGAAAGCGGAUUGUUAAUUCUACAUGAUUGAAUGACGGGGAGGUUUUAUAAAUAUACAUGCUGAAAUUGAUGUUUAGCAAGCAGCGUUAAACAUCUGUUUGUGUUACAGAGGCCCAGAAUAGGGACACGCAUAAACACACACGAUAAUAACAAUAAGCUUCUAGAGUGCUAUGUACACUUGAUUAUCAGCAAAUGAAAAACAAUAGAACUUCUGUAAUAGCCUUACAAUCAUAGGAAGUGCACAUCGUCGUUGUUGUACCGACAUUUUGCUAUAUAUAUAUAAUGUGCCUUGGAAAAUUUGACGUUCUGUUCCUGACCAGUGAUCUAUUUCCUUCAACGGUACAAAAAACAACUUAUUACUGACGGAUUCUAUUAUGGUUGAUUAUAAUACUAAAUUAUCUUAUCACCUGCAUCAUUAAAUUAAGCGUAAUUCCAGUGCACAAAACAAGUGAUGCUAUUUAGGCCGUUUCUAAGGCUCUCUGUUAUUCGGGAUCAAGUUAAAGUGAGGCUGCGUAAACACGCACGAGAGGGCAUAACAAACUAUCGUUACAAGCAUCAUAAGUGAUUUUUGCUACGGGUUAUUCUAAUGUCCUGAAAAAAGUCUCUAAUGCGUGAAAGUACACGAGUGUCUAGCAGCGGAGGACAUCCAUCCAAUCUAACCCGUCACAAAAGCCUUGCCGUACGAUACGUAAUCGUGUUGGAGUGGAACCGCUGGCGCAAGAUGUGUUUCGACUCUAACCGUUAAGUUGUAUCUACGACACGGUGGUAAGUUAUCAGUGGCCGCUAUAGGCCCUGUCUAAUUGACGGCCGGAUUUAGUUGUUGUUAGUGUGAAAUGAAGGACAGCUUUCUGCUAAUUGUUCUUUCUAUCUUUGUCGAUACCAUUGUUACGAUGAGGAUGGUUGAAUGCAUGGUGUCUGAUAGUUGCCUGUUUCCUGCACACAAGCCAUGUAUUGUUAUUAAUAAUAAUAAUAUUAUUUGUAUUUACUUGACAAGUAUAUAGUACAAUAUAGCAUUUUGAUUUGCUGACAAUUGUUUCCUCAACUGGACCACAACUAGCUGAUCGUGAAUCUUAAUAAUUAUUAGUCAGGAAUUAAAGAAUGGAAAAGGAGUUGAUGACGAAAAUGCAAAACAUUACAGGAAGCAUCGAAAAGGAAGCGUGCCUUAUGCUUUUGGUCGCGGUUUGUUGUAAACGUUUGACAAAAAUCAAAUCUCUAUUGUUUUUUUGUAUGGUUAAUGAGGACAGUAACUGCAAUCUAGUGUGUGUAUAUAUACUGUACAUUUAGGCGCCAAGUUGCGCAAUUUAUAGGGAGCCAUGAGAGCGUCCUUGGAGCAAGCGACACCGCUAUUGAAAUCGCGUUAAAACUAUAGUUCUGUUAAUAGUAAU